AUGACCACUCCUCUCGUGGGCAACAUCACCACAAACUACGACCGGAGCCGUCGAAUGUCCGGUGCCUCUCCUGACAACCAGGUCACAGACUACCCUUAUCUGGACCGAACAACUUCUUCGGGGGGUGGUGUUGUGGUCGACGAGAGCCAUGAAACCAACCGGGAAAUCCAGCACCUUGCCCGGCAAUAUUCCCGCGUUUCGACCGCUGCAGAGCCCGGAUAUCACCCUUUCGAUGAGGCGAGCGUCGGUACCGAGAUUGAUCCCAACUCGGACAACUUCAAUGGCAGGGCCUGGACAAAGGCCAUGCUGAAGCUCCAGAAGCUGUCCGGCCAGGAAAAUGUCGGUCGAAAGGCCGGGUUCGCCUUCCGCAACCUCUCGGCUUUUGGCUACACCAAGGGCAGUGACUUUCAGAAGACGGUCGACAAUUAUCCUCUGGCCCUGAUGGAUAUGGCACGGGGCCUCUUCGGCCACAAAGGCCAACGCGUGGACAUUCUACGGGACUUCGAAGGUGUGGUGCAGCCGGGCGAGAUGCUCGUCGUCCUCGGGCCCCCUGGCUCUGGUUGUUCCACCUUCCUCAAGACCAUCACGGGCGAGACUCAUGGUUUCAACCUCAGUGAAAAUUCCUACAUCAACUAUCAAGGCAUUGGCUACAAGAAGAUGCACCAUGAUUUCAAGGGCGAAGCUAUCUACACGGCGGAGCAAGACGUCCAUUUCCCUAUGUUAACGGUCGGCGACACGUUGCUCUUUGCAGCCCGAGCCCGGACGCCGCAGAGUAUGAAGCUGCCCCCAGGUGUCACCAAGACAAUGUACGCAGCUCAUCUACGGGACGUGGUCAUGGCCAUCUUUGGUAUCAGACACACCGUCAAUACCAAAGUCGGUAAUGACUUCGUCAGGGGCGUCAGUGGCGGUGAAAGAAAGAGAGUGUCAAUUGCGGAGGCAACAUUGAGUUAUGCCCCUCUCCAAGCUUGGGAUAACAGCACGCGAGGUCUUGAUUCAGCCAACGCCAUCGAGUUUUGCAAAACGCUCCGGACCUCGACGGACUUGAAUGAAACGACUGCGGCUGUUGCCAUUUACCAGUCGCCACAAAGUGCCUAUGACUUUUUCGACAAGGUGAUUGUUCUCUAUCAAGGUCGCCAGAUCUAUUUCGGCCGCACUACCGAAGCACAGAAGUACUUUGAGGAUAUGGGUUUCGAAUGUGCCAAACGCCAGACCGUCCCUGAUUUCCUUACCUCCAUGACCAAUCCGAUUGAACGCCUUGUCAAGAAGGGAUACGAGUCGCAAGUGCCUCGCACGCCAGACGAGUUUGCUGAGCGAUGGCAGAAGAGCGAGGCACGCCAGAGAAUGUUGCAGGAGCUGGAUGCCUUCGACAAGGCCAACCCUAUUGGGGGCCCCAAUCUGCAAGCUUUCCAGCAAUCUCGUCGAAUCCAACAGUCAAAAGCUCAACGGAAAUCUUCUCCAUACACCUUGUCGUAUGGGAGCCAAAUCAGAUUGUGCCUCUGGCGUGGCUGGAAGCGACUUAUGGAUGAUCCUGCCAUUACACUCACACAGCUUUUUGCUAACUGUAUCAACGCUCUUGUGGUUUCUUCCUUGUUCUACAACCUACCGGCAAACAGUGACUCACUCCGAUCUAGAAGCUCACUCAUCUUUUUCGCGGUAUUGCUCAACGCAUUUGGCAGCGCUCUGGAGAUCCUUACACUGUACGCACAGCGCCCGAUUGUCGAAAAGCAUCAGCGAUAUGCACUUUACCACCCUUCGGCCGAGGCCUUUGCAUCAAUGCUCACAGACGUACCCUCAAAGACUCUCAACGCUAUCGGCUUCAAUUUGAUUCUCUACUUCAUGACAAACCUUCGACGGACCCCUGGUGCCUUCUUUUUCUUCUUGUUCACCACAUAUACCUUGACCUUCACCAUGUCCAUGUUGUUUCGCUUCAUCGCGUCAGUGUCGAGGUCUCUAGUGGAAGCUAUGGUCCCAGUUGCUGUCUUGAUGAUCUCUAUUGUCGUGUACACGGGUUUCGUUAUCCCUGUGGACUAUAUGCAUGGGUGGGCUCGUUGGAUAAACUACAUCAACCCGACAGCAUAUGGAUUUGAAAGUCUGAUGGUGAAUGAAUUUCACAAUCGCGACUAUCCUUGUUCAACAUUCGUCCCUCCAGCGCCACAGUUUGGAAAUGGCUCGACCACGGCCCAAAUCUGUACUGUCGUUGGUUCCGUGGCCGGCCAAACCGCAAUCGACGGCGACGCUUACAUCAAUAUCUCGUACAAAUACUAUGCGGCCCACAAAUGGCGCAACAUUGGCAUCUUGUUCGUGUUCAUGAUUGGACUCUGUGUUAUGUACUUGGUUGCAACCGAGACGGUGACCGCGAAGAAGUCCAAGGGUGAAGUGUUACUCUUCCGCCGAGGCCACAAACCGGCUUUCUUGAAAGAGCGCGCGUCUGAUACGGAGUCGGGGGGCUCCGACCCAAACCUGGUUGCUCUCGAAAGGAGGCAGACGAAGGACGAACAAUUGACACGACAAGUCAGUGCUGUGAUCCAGAAGCAGACUGCUAUCUUCCAGUGGAGAGAUGUCUGCUACGAUAUCAAGAUUAAAGGCCAACCACGUCGAAUUCUCGAUCACGUUGAUGGUUGGGUUAAACCAGGAACUAUGACAGCUCUAAUGGGGGUUUCAGGUGCGGGCAAGACUACUUUGCUCGACUGUCUGGCAACUCGUGUGACAAUGGGUGUUAUCACGGGCGAAAUGCUGGUCGAUGGAAGGCAACGCGACGAGUCCUUCCAGAGAAAGACAGGCUACGUGCAACAGCAGGACUUACAUCUUGAGACAAGUACCGUACGAGAGGCUUUGCGCUUUAGCGCCAUCUUACGACAACCGAGAAACGUUCCUCGGCAGGAAAAGAUCGAUUACGUCGAAGAGGUUAUCAAAUUGCUGGACAUGCAGGAGUACGCUGACGCUGUGGUUGGAGUACCAGGUGAAGGUCUCAACGUGGAGCAGCGGAAGCGGUUAACAAUCGGAGUAGAGCUCGCUGCUCGACCUCAACUCCUUCUCUUCCUUGACGAACCUACCUCCGGCCUUGAUUCGCAGACUUCCUGGUCUAUACUGAAUCUUCUCGAGAAGCUGACAAAAGCUGGCCAAGCUAUCCUAUGUACCAUUCACCAACCGUCCGCCAUUCUAUUCCAAAGAUUUGACCGACUCCUAUUCCUUGCCGCCGGUGGCAAGACUGUAUACUUUGGACCGGUUGGCAAGGACUCCAAUAUCUUGAUUGAUUAUUUCGAACGGAACGGCGCACACGAAUGUCCACCUGGCGCUAAUCCCGCUGAAUACAUGCUCGAGGCGAUUGGUGCAGCUCCCGGAUCUCAUUCCGAUAUCGAUUGGUUUCAAGUCUGGCGCAACUCGCCCGAGUACCAAGAGGUGCAGCGAGAAUUGGAAGAGAUGAAAACCGAACGGUCUGAAAUGGUGGCCCCGACUUCACCAAACAAGGCCGAUUACUUCGAGUUUGCUGCGCCUUUUACUGUGCAAUUCUGGGAAACACAGAAACGGGUUUUCGAGCAAUAUUGGCGGACCCCAGAGUAUAUCUACUCCAAGCUCCUGCUGUGUUGCCUCACGGGUCUGUUUAUCGGUUUCUCACUCUUCAAGGCUCCGAAUACUCAACAGGGGCUUCAGAACCAGCUCUUUGGUAUUUUCAUGCUGUUGAUCCUAUUCUCGCAGCUCGUGCAACAAAUCAUGCCUCUCUUCGUCACACAGCGCAGUCUGUACGAAGUGCGUGAGCGACCUUCCAAGGCUUACUCAUGGAAGGCGUUUAUGCUAUCGAAUAUUCUCGUCGAACUUCCCUGGGCGACGUUGGGCGCCGUGAUUUUGUUCUUCUGUUGGUACUACCCUAUUGGGCUGUACCGAAAUGCCGUAUACACCAAGACUGUGGCCUCACGUGGAGCAACGCAGUUCUUGUUUGUGCUGGAGUUUCUCCUGUUCAGCAGCACCUUUGCGCACAUGAUGAUUGCAGGGAUUGCGACAGCAGAGACGGCCUCCAACAUUGCAAACGUCCUGUUCUCUCUUUGCCUUCUGUUUAACGGUGUCUUGGUCGGCCCCAGAGCCAUGCCCGGGUUUUGGAUCUUCAUGUACCGAGUGAGCCCCUUUACGUAUCUUGUCGAAGGACUUUUAAGUGUAGGGAUCGCACACGCACCAGUUACAUGUGCCGCCAACGAGUACCUCCACCUCACCGCGCCCGCCGGCAAGACAUGCAGCGAGUACCUCGGCCCCUUCAUCAAGCAAGCGGGCGGCUACCUCCUGGACCCCAAGGCCGCGACGCACUGCCAAUUCUGCACCGUCAACAGCACCGACACCUUUCUGUCACUGGUCAGCAUCUCCUUCUCGCAUCGAUGGCGCGAUUUCGGCAUCCUGUUUGUGUACAUUGCGUUCAAUGUCUUUGCCGCGGUGGCGAUUUACUGGUUGGCCAGGGUGCCCAAGGGGAAGAAGUACGCGGGCGGCAAGGAUGCGGACAAGAGCAAAGCGUUGGUCAAGACCCUGAGCAAUGCGAGCCAGGGCCAACAGCACGGCUCCGGUGGGCACCACGAGAAGAGCCCUGCCGUGCUCGGCGGCGGCGCGUCUUCGGAGAAGGAUGACCGCCGCACGACCCCCUCACGCUCCACGGACGACUCGGACAUCGACGACAGCGAUCGGUCUGUUGGGGAGAAAGGCCCCGCCUACGCGAUCGAGAAGAGAGAUGAAGAGAAACGUCAGGUGAAAGAGGACGAAGUCGCCGCCACCGCCGUGCCAUCGUCUGCCGGAAAUUCAACAAGAGAAGAAAAUGCAGUCGCGGCAGAAACUGCACAGAGACCGACCACGGAACGCUUCGUCACGGCACCGCAGUUCUGA
Messenger RNA from Fonsecaea multimorphosa CBS 102226, 4860 nucleotides. RefSeq lists its product as uncharacterized. The transcript has 7 exons. Bases 1 to 4860 code for a protein of 1619 amino acids. NCBI's taxonomy places the organism in Eukaryota, Fungi, Ascomycota, Eurotiomycetes, Chaetothyriales, Herpotrichiellaceae. Gene Ontology annotation, molecular function: ABC-type transporter activity; ATP hydrolysis activity; ATP binding. Gene Ontology annotation, cellular component: membrane. The record is from RefSeq and is a predicted model, not a curated record. Gene Ontology annotation, biological process: transmembrane transport.